UUCAGGAAGCGCGAACGCUUAAGGGUCCCGGGAAGGGCUAAGUCUUGCCCAGGGUCACAUAGCCUCCGCUGUCUGAGGGCCACUAGGCCGGAGGCGAGGUGCUGCCGGGGGCCAGGGAGGAGAGGAGAGGGGACACUUAAGAUGGAGGGAAAACGGACAAUUCAGUUGAAGUCUGCUCCCUGCCUCUGCCCAGCACUGCACUCCCCCAGCCCCUGAUUUUUAUGUCUGGACAAUGGGAUGGUUGCUCCUGGUCCUUUUGCCGACCCUCAAGGCUCUGGUGGUGGAAGUUUCAGGAGUGGGGGUGAGUCGGGAGCGCCCCCUCCCCCCGCCACCACACGAAGCUCACACAUCCAGAUGCAAGUCCGCCCCCAGAAAGCCGGGCACCUAACUCCGAGAUGCACGCUUGACAGUCAGUCUUGACCCACUGAAGUAUAUACUUUCAUCCCCAUUUACACCUGGACACACAGCUUCGCAGAUUUGUGACCCGUCAAGGUCAUACAGCUCCUAAGGGGCAGAACAGGCUCUGCAUGUAACCAUGAGUGCAGUCUCAUCCCUUAGUGAUACUUGGGAGAUGGACAGUGCUGGGUGUGUCUCAGGUGUUUAGUAAACGCCAUCUGUCAUUAGCCUUGUUCCUGUCCCGAUUUUACAGAGGAGAGACAGAGUGAAGAGAAGCCGAAUAAAUUACCUAAAUUACAGCUAGAGCCAGGGUGUUGCACACUUGAAUCCCAGAUCACAACACCUACAUCCUGCCCCCCGGCCCAUCUGCAUAGUCAGUUCUCAGGAGAACCAAAGCCUGGAGUUCAAAUACGUUCAGUCCUGCCCUGAACAGCGCUUACUAACCCCUCCCAGGUGUGAGAGGUUCUGGGCUCCAGUGUGAUGCUCUCGUAUCUGGGAAGUUGGAGUCUUGAGCUGGCCCUGCCAGCUGAGAAGUGUGUCCCGAGGUGGUACCUCAAUGUGUUAUUUCCUGCUGACUCCAUCCUAGGAAGGUUACUCUGCCCUGCCACAGUAGGGCAGGGGGAGGGUUUAAGAGGCCUUGGAAGGGAGGAGUGGAGUACUUUCUGACCCUGAGGGAAGCAGCCUGCUGUCCCGGUGUCUGGGUAGGUAGGAACCCUGAUUGAGCGGGGCCCCAGCAGGAAAUGAUGACCACACCCUCCUCUUCCUGUCUUAGCCUGCCUAAGCCUGUCCCAUCUGCAGAGGCCUGGAGGGGGAAGCUGGAAUGGAACAUCAAAUGCCUUGCUUGGAAAGAACAGGAUUUGAGUCUCUCCCUGGCCUUUAUCUCCUUGGUGUGAUCUAGAGCGACCCUGAAUCUCCGUGGGCCUUUUGUGACACUGCGUCAUUCAUACCACCUCUCACCUCAGUUUCCUCAUCUGGAGAACAAGGCAGACACUGGCAUCUAGCCAUUGUGAGGUGAUGGUCAGGAUGGGACUCACCAGACCUGGCAGGAUACCCUAGGGUUGUGAGCCCCGGCCCAGCCCUUCUGCCUCCCUGCCCCCCUGAUGCGACCAUGGGCUCUGGCAGUGACUAGGUGGCCACCCUCUGCCCCUGUGGGUCAACGGCAGCUCUCCGCAGGACCCAGAAGUGCUCCAGGCCAGCUCUGGGAGAGUCCUACCAGGGCCUCCUCUCUGUGGUACAGGCCCGGCCACCAGGGCCCCCUGGCCAGCCUGCCUGCCCAGGAUGAGCACUUACCCUCCCAGCAGCCGCUGCCCCGACCUCCACACCUCCCCGUAGAGGAGCACCGAGCCUCGGCUCCUGCCGGCGGGAGCCCCCGAAUGCUGCACCCAGCCACCCAGCAGAGCCCGUUCAUGGUUGACCUCCACGAGCAGGUGCACCAGGGACCCGUCCCUCUCUCCUACACAGUCACUACAGUGACCACCCAAGGCUUCCCCUUGCCUGCAGGCCAACACAUCCCUGGCUGCAGUGCCCAGCAGCUCCCAGCAUGCUCCGUGAUGUUCAGCGGGCAGCACUACCCCCUGUGCUGCCUCCCACCCCCGCAGCUGAUCCAGGCGUGCACCAUGCAGCAGCUCCCUGUGCCGUACCAGACCUACCCCCACCUCAUCUCCAGUGACCACUACAUCUUGCACCCUCCACCGCCGGCCCCACCCCCGCAGCCUGCCCACAUGGCACCUCUUGGGCAGUUUGUGUCACUGCAGACCCAGCACCCACGUAUGCCCCUGCAGCGGCUCGAUAAUGAUGUGGACCUGCGGGGGGAUCAGCACCCCUUGGGUGGCUUCAGUUAUUCCACUUCUGCCUCUGGCCCAGCUUUGUCUCCCUCUGUGCCCCUGCACUACCUGCCCCAUGACCCGCUGCACCAGGAGCUGUCCUUCGGUGUGCCGUAUUCCCACAUGAUGCCGCGGAGACUGAGCACCCAGAGAUACCGCCUACAACAGCCACUGCCCCCGCCACCGCCACCACCACCUCCACCACCUUAUUACCCCAGCUUCCUGCCCUACUUCCUCUCCAUGCUGCCAAUGUCACCAACUGCGAUGGGGCCCACCAUCAGCCUGGAUCUGGAUGUGGAUGACGUGGAGAUGGAGAACUAUGAGGCCCUCCUGAACCUGGCCGAGCGGCUGGGAGAUGCCAAGCCCCGAGGCCUCACCAAAGCAGACAUAGAGCAGCUCCCGUCUUACCGCUUUAAUGCGGACAGCCAUCAGUCAGAGCAGACGCUGUGUGUGGUCUGCUUCAGUGACUUUGAGGCCCGGCAGCUGCUCCGAGUCCUCCCCUGUAACCAUGAGUUCCACGCCAAGUGUGUCGACAAGUGGUUGAAGGCCAACCGGACGUGUCCCAUUUGCCGGGCUGAUGCCUCCGAGGUGCCCAGAGAGGCUGAGUGAGGCCCCACAGCUGCCCACAAGAACCCUGCCCGAAGCUCUGGAAACUGGGGGGACCCAGGGAGGGAAUGGCGCAGGCCCAGUUCCCACCUGCAUCUCCAGAGCUGGAGCCAGGGUCAGCCCUGCGAGAAGCCCCUGCAAUAAGCCCCUGCAUUUGCCAAGCUCCAAAGACUCCUUUCCUCAUCUGCCUGCCUGUCUGCCACCACAGGGCUGCCUGGGUGUCCCCAACUGCGUCUCCCUCCUGUUUGCCCUUGGGUCCUUUAUUUUCCUGCUUGGCACUGGGAGCCAGGGGUCCUGUUCCCCACUGUGGCUGGUAGAGGUCCUUGGCCCCCACAGUGGGCGAAGGGGUCACCAUCCUGGGUCACCUGGUCUUCUGCACUGAUUUGGUGUGCUCUCCCUCUGCCUCGGUGGCACUUCAGGCUUGUGGACAGAUGCUGGCAUGAGGCUGUUUCCUAAGCCCCAGGGCCGAGUCUUGCUUGACCCCAGAAGCGUUACGGAGGGCAUCCUGGUGGGGCCUCUGGAGCAAAUAGAGACCGGCCCAGACUGGGGCAGUGUAUGCUCGGGGGGUCCAGGCCUUGCUGGGCAGAGUGAGACCCUGUGUUCUGGUGGCUGCACCUUCACCAGCGACAGGAUCAGACCCUUGUCCACUCUUUUCCCCUCUGUCAUUUUGCAUGAAUGUGAGGAGCAGCAGUUUUUGUUCAUUCAUUUGGCCCAAAAUUGCGUGUAGGAUUUGGGGGUGUGGAUAUUUAUGACAGUUUUUUUCCUUUGAUUUAGUGGGGGGUACAGGGAUCAACCAGGACCGAAUGCCCAGCGGGCAGAAAAGGGCCAGGUCGCACCACCUGGCCCGCGUGCAUGUGUGCGGCUGGGGCUGGGCUGGGCAGCCGCGAUCGGAGGGCAGGGUUGGGGGAUUCUGUGCUCAGCUGAUAACUGCCAUGCACUGCACUGCACACGUCCCUAGAGCCUACUGGGACCGUUCGCUUUUCAGGGCAUUUCUCCCUCUCCAGCCAGGGUCUGCCUCCCACCUGCCUGGGUGAGUCUCCUCCAAGGAAUCCCCGGAGGACAGGGACCAGGGAGGCUGGGGACCUUCAGUCCCGGAGGCCCCUCCCAGCUGAUCCUUGCCCUUCAAGGUCUGGAGGCGGGUACCCUUUAGGGUCUGGCUGAGCUCCCCGCCCUCCUUCCCUGGUCCCAUUCCUUUCCCACCCCCAGCUGGGGUUGCUGCCCUGAAUGAACGAACCGCGUGUGGGGCCGGCACAUCCUAGCAGGCAGCCCUUGGCGCCUGCUGCCUCAGGGAUGCUCCAACCACCCUCGUUCUCCCCGCAGCGGCCCUGGCCCCUGCCUCCCGCCCCAGCCUGCCGUGGGACCCCUCAGCCUGGUCCCACCCCCAUGGAGAACCCAAAGUCUUAACUGUAUAUAAUUCCAGGUGACGUUUCUAUAUUUAUAGCAGUGUUGAAAAACCCACGUGUUUUACAGAGAACCACUCUCUCCAACCCCUCUCCCUUCCCCACCCCAACAAAAGGUUUUCAAAACCCUCACAGUUCCUGGGGCAGGCCGAAACAGGUUCACGGAUCGUGUGUCGUCUGCAGCAAUGAUUCCAGCAAGCAGCUACUGGGGGGGAACACAACAUUUUAAAAAAAAUCAUCAUAAAAAAAAAAAGAUUUAUGAAACAAUUAUUUAGGAUGUUUGUGAUUUGCUGACCUUGCUAUAGAUGCCAUGUUACCAAUGAUUUCCUGUGGUGGGGGCUUGUCAUUGUUUACUCUUUUAUUUACCAACUUCUGGCCUAGGCAUGACAGUGGGCACCUUCCCCCAGCCCCGGCUGGGCCCAGCGCCUGUGUUCUGUGUUAGAAAGUUUUUAUAUACGUAUAAUUACAUAUAUAUAUAUACAUAUAUGUAAUUGUGGGGGCCCUGUUCCUUGCACAUUUUACAGUUACCUCAUUUUUCCCAUGUAUGUAUUUGAGAAAAUGCUAAUAUAUAGAGAAAAAAAUGGUUCUUAAAGCUUAAAUGUGUGGUUUUUUCCAUUCCAUUGGAUUCACAUUGGUUUGUAGCAUUUAACAUAACUAGUAUGUUGUAUUAUAUAUAUGUGUAUACUGAUUGAAAUUUUUAACAGAUUUGUACUUUUUUUAAAAUGAAAGUUGCUAGUUCUGCUUGACCAAGUAGUGCAAUCAUUAUUUUUUUUAAUAUUGUUGCUGAUUUCAGAGGGAUAUUCACUAAUAAAUGUAUGAUGUAUACCAAGGA
Molecule: messenger RNA, 5057 nt
Organism: Chinchilla lanigera (long-tailed chinchilla)
Lineage: Eukaryota; Metazoa; Chordata; Mammalia; Rodentia; Chinchillidae
Gene: Rnf44
Product: ring finger protein 44
Exons: 11
Coding region: 1497-2828 (443 amino acids)
Source: RefSeq, a predicted model, not a curated record